Molecule: messenger RNA, 1825 nt
Organism: Pecten maximus
Lineage: Eukaryota; Metazoa; Mollusca; Bivalvia; Pectinida; Pectinidae
Product: zinc finger protein 84-like
Exons: 4
Coding region: 1-1572 (523 amino acids)
Cellular component (GO): nucleus
Source: RefSeq, a predicted model, not a curated record
AUGACUGAGUUAAAUGAUGGGAGACCUUCCGGGGGUGGGGAAAUAAGACGGAACACCCCCGGGGACGGCAACACGGGCGUGGCUGCAUCAAGCGAUGUCCCCGCCCAAGUAACCGCCGGGCCAUACCCUGGGGACUUUAACCUCAAUUUCAUGAGAAAUAUAGACGAUGAUUUCAAGGUGGAGUUUUUAUUGGAGUCCAGUAAGAUAGCAUGUGUAACAUUUUAUCGACAGGUGAGGUACAAAAAUGGCACGAUCUGUCUAGAGAUCGAAUCCUCCAAUCACAUUCUCCAAAAGAUCGAACCCUCCAAUCAGUGGCUCAUUUACGUACAGCCGGCACGAGACCGACACGAGCAGAAUUGUGAAUUUUACCGUCAUGAAAAUGGAGAGAUUCUACUGAGAACUUUAAAGAAGGUAGGAAGCGGCGAGCAGCUUCUAGCCUGGUACAGUGAGCAGUUAUCAAGAGACUUCAGUAUCCCGUUCCUCGGACUUCACAAUAUACUUGGAAACCAGCAGUACGUGUGUGACAGGUGUGGACAAACAUACACUCAUCCCAAUCCCCUAAAACUACACCUUCGGACCUGCCGUAACAAGGGGGUGACCUCACCCAAUAAAACGUCCAGCAUGCCGGACAGGGAUAUUCUGUUCAGACCCUAUCUUCAGUGCAACUGUCCCAGCAAGUCGCCUGUCCCAGGGCCCAGCCACACACCCCGUCAUGCUCCUCAUAACGUUACCAGGCCAAUCCAGUACAUGACGUCACCUAACAGAGCGAGUGUAUUUGGUCAGCAAGACUUAAGGCGUGUGAUAUCUCCUGAAGAUAUUCAUCCGGUCAAUUUGUCCCUGAAGGAUUCCCAUGGAAAAUCUAGGAUAACAGCAUACCACGAAAACCAGUUUCUCCAUCCAUUACAUAUUUUUAACCACGUUCAGCCUCAAGUGUUCCCCCUUUCAGUAGGCAAUAUGACGUCACCACCAUACAGGUGUUAUGACGUAUGGGCCCCAUACGCCGCCGUAUUGUCUCAUCACCGGAACCAGAAUGCCACGCUCUGGACAGGGAGACAAACUUGUGUACGUACAGAACAGCUAAACAACAGACAAAGUAAAUUCCGUGGCAACCAAACACCUGUUAAACUUCCGGUUCCGGUUCCGGUUUCAAUACCUUCCGAGUCAGAUGGAGAGCCACUAGACUUACUUCCAAAGUCAUUUUUUGCAAAUAAGUCAAAGAAAGGACACUAUUGUAUAUACUGCGGGAAGCUUUAUUCGAGAAAAUAUGGUCUUAAAAUUCAUCUGAGGACUCAUACAGGCUACAAACCAUUGAAAUGUAAAGUUUGUUUGCGACCAUUUGGUGACCCCAGUAAUUUAAAUAAACAUAUCCGUCUUCAUGCUCAAGGCGAAACACCAUAUCGCUGUGACUAUUGCGGAAAAGUUCUGGUCCGUAGACGAGAUCUCGAGAGACAUAUCAAGUCCCGUCAUCCGAACGCUACAGAGACCGGGUUUGUGAUGCCAAGUGAAUGUUCAACAGAUAUUAACGAACCGUUGACACAGCAUGACAAUGACCAAGAGAUAGUGGUCGUAUGAAUGUGUGUGUCCUAUGGAAUUCUUCGGCUUUAACUUGACUUGUUUGUGAUAAAUCUUCUCCUUCCAUUUGAAAUAAUGCCCUGGCAUGUACGUAUAAAUCAUUUUAAUGUAUAUCAUUAUUAAGUGUAUAAAUGUAUAUCAUUAUUAAGUGUAUAAAUGUACAAUUGUAUAAAUUUUACCUGUCACGUGUUCAUGUAUUUUACCAGCAAUGUGCCCGGUACAUUAAUUGUACUGUUACACCGGUUAUGAAUAA